Messenger RNA from Pocillopora meandrina, 1996 nucleotides. The record is from the annotation of a GenBank genome assembly. NCBI's taxonomy places the organism in Eukaryota, Metazoa, Cnidaria, Anthozoa, Scleractinia, Pocilloporidae.
GGUUUAGUUGUACAAGAUGAAUAUCUGUUAAAAAAUGGGUCAGCAAAACUCCGCACCCACAUGUCCUGUAAGGCAGCAAUAUUGGUGCUGUUCAACUUCAGCAGUGCUAGGAAGGGCGAAGAAGCUGCAGCAGCAAGAGACUUGCGGUGUCAGUUGGUAGACAUACUUGUAAAUGUUGCUCCCACAUCUGAAUCUCUUCAACAACAAGCCAAUAGAGACAGUUCCGCAUAUCCUUGCCCCACUGUUUCUGGCCCUCCUGCACAUCUGUUGGAGCUGACAACUCCUGUAAACUCCACUGUUCCUGGCCCUCCUGCACAUCUGUUGGAGUCGACAACUCCUGCUAACUCUACUGUUCCUGGCCCUCCUGCACAUCUGUUGGAGCCGACAACCCCCGUAAACUCCACUGUUCCUGGCCCUCCUGCACAUCUGUUGGAGCUGACAACCCCCGUAAAUUCCAAUGUUCCUGGCCCUCCUGCAUGCCUGUUGGAGCUGACAACUCCUGUAAACUCCACUGUUCCUGGCCCUCCUGCACAUCUGUUGGAGUCGACAACUCCUGUUAACUCUACUGUUCCUGGCCCUCCUGCACAUCUGUUGGAGCCGACAACCCCCGUAAACUCCACUGUUCCUGGCCCUCCUGCACAUCUGUUGGAGCUGACAACCCCCGUAAAUUCCACUGUUCCUGGCCCUCCUGCAUGCCUGUUGGAGCCGAUCACAACUCCAUUGAAAUCAAAAUGGAUUGCAACUGAAGAUCUUCUAUCUCGUCAACAAGCUGUUAGAAACAAGCAGGAUGGGGGACGCAAGUUUACAUCUAGAGAGGUGGCCCGUCGUUUGAACUUGCAAAAAGAUGAACUAACAAAGCUGGCAAAGAAUGUUCAUCAUGGCUCCAAGAAUGACUUUAUCGCCUCGCUGGCAGAGUCAGUCACUAGUAAAAAAGACCAUGGUAACAAUAACUGGGAUGGAACUUUAUCCCCACAAGAUGUUGUAAAUUUGGCUAAAAAAUCCCAUGAUCCUAAAACAAGGAAGCCUGUUUAUGACAUUAUAGUAGAAGAAGAUGCUGCUGCUCACCAUCAUUUGUCAGCUAUUGAAGUACUGGAUCUUCAAGACACCACUAACCCAACUGAUGAUCCGUGCAUUGAGAAGAAGACUACCUAGAUUCCUUGAUUCAGAACGCAAGGUUAACUCCCUCAAGGCAAAGUUUCGAAGAGAGUUUGAAGUUGUUUGGAAACCCGAAAGAACACAUUCAGGAUGGCGAAUAAAUCCGGAUCGGCUCAGGGAAACCUUACUUCACUUGUACUGGUGGCUUCCACCUAUUGAGUGGUGGAAAAUUUAUGGAGACGGUAGGAACUUUGGAGGAAAUGACAGUGUUGCAUUGACAUUGAAUGUCUUAAACAAUGAAGCCAUGUUUCAUGGCUUUAGCUAUCACAGCCCAGAUGAGUACUGGCCCCUUUACAUUUUCUACGGAAAGGACACUAGACUCAACUUAGAACUUAACCUUGGGGAUCCUGUUAAGCCAGAUAGCCUGAAUGCAUGGACAGAUUCAAUGAUGACGAGAGGACACAAAAUAUUUAUAUCCUGUGAUUCCAAGUUUUCUGAUAACUUGCUGGGUGGGGGCUUGGAUUCAACAAGCACUGACUCGUUCAACAUGUACAACUAUGAAACAAAGGAAACAAGGAGUGAUGUUGGUAACAGCACUGGUUUUCGAUCUGAGGUUGGCCGUAACAUUGAGCGAGAGCAUCCUGAAUCACUUCUUCCCUCACUCCCAACCUCUUGUUACAUACCCGAUACAAAUCACUGCUUUUGCAGAACGACUGAACACAUGGUUUUUGAUCGAUGCAUGAGCUGCAUGAACCUCGAAGGCCAGCAGAGUUUGGGGGGGCAGGUUGCUAAAGACCAGACUCUGAGUCACUUUCUUGGCAACAUCAAUACCAGAGGGGUUAGGAAUGGUAAAUUUGAGCUGAAAUAUGAGGGCAAGAAAUUGCAGCCAAUUACUUUAAAU